Molecule: messenger RNA, 1702 nt
Organism: Cydia amplana
Lineage: Eukaryota; Metazoa; Arthropoda; Insecta; Lepidoptera; Tortricidae
Gene: Cht5
Product: endochitinase
Exons: 10
Coding region: 8-1675 (555 amino acids)
Biological process (GO): chitin catabolic process; carbohydrate metabolic process
Cellular component (GO): extracellular region
Molecular function (GO): chitinase activity; chitin binding
Source: RefSeq, a predicted model, not a curated record
GUGCAAGAUGCGUGCGAUCCUAGCGUCGUUGGCCUUCCUGGCGGCCGCCACGACUGCGGUACAAUCGGAUGGCAGAGCGCGCAUCGUAUGCUACUUCAGCAACUGGGCGGUGUACCGGCCCGGCGUCGGCCGCUACGGCAUCGAAGACAUCCCCGUCGACCUGUGCACGCACAUCAUCUACUCCUUCAUCGGCGUCACGGAGAAAACACACGAGGUUCUCAUUAUCGACCCUGAGCUUGACGUGGACAAGAGUGGGUUCCGCAAUUUCACAUCGCUGCGCGCGUCCCAUCCCAACGUGAAGUUCAUGGUGGCCGUGGGUGGCUGGGCCGAGGGCGGUUCCAAGUACUCACACAUGGUCGCGCAGACUAGCUCGAGGCUAACGUUUGUAAGGAGCGUGGUUGACUUCCUCAACAAAUACAAGUUCGACGGGCUGGACUUGGACUGGGAGUACCCGGGCGCGGCGGACCGCGGCGGCUCGUUCUCGGACAAGGACCGCUUCCUGUACCUGGUGCAGGAGCUGCGGCGCGCCUUCCUCCGCGCCGGCAAGGGCUGGGAGCUCACCGCCGCCGUGCCGCUCGCCAACUUCAGGCUCAUGGAGGGCUACCACGUCCCCGACCUGUGCCAGGAGCUGGACGCGAUCCACGUGAUGUCGUACGACCUCCGCGGCAACUGGGCCGGCUUCGCCGACGUGCACUCCCCCUUGUACAGGCGUCCGCACGACCAAUGGGCGUAUGAAAAACUCAAUGUGAAUGAUGGGCUGAACCUCUGGGAAGAAAAAGGCUGCCCGUCCAACAAGCUGGUUGUCGGCAUUCCGUUCUACGGACGCUCGUUCACCCUGUCCGCCGGAAAUAACAACUACAACCUCGGCACCUACAUCAACAAGGAGGCCGGCGGCGGAGACCCUGCGCCCUACACCAAUGCCACUGGAUUCUGGGCCUAUUAUGAGAUUUGCACCGAAGUAGACGCCAAAGAUUCAGGCUGGACCAAAAAGUGGGAUGAAGCCGGCAAGUGCCCCUACGCUUACAGAGGCACCCAGUGGGUGGGAUACGAAGACCCUCGCAGUGUGGAGAUCAAGAUGAACUGGAUCAAAGAGAAAGGCUACCUCGGCGCCAUGACUUGGGCUAUUGACAUGGACGAUUUCAAGGGGCUUUGUGGUGACGAAAAUCCUUUGAUGAAGCUUUUGCAUAAACACAUGAGCUCUUAUACUGUGCCGCCUCCUCGUACUGGACAUACUACACCUACUCCGGAAUGGGCCCGCCCUCCAUCAACCGCCGCUAACCCAUCAGAAGGCGCUCCCAUCGUCACAACAACAACAACCUCGAGACCCGCGCCGGCCAAACCCGCGACCACCGUCCGGCCUGUUUCGAGACCAGUCACUACUGCUGCUCCCACCACUACCACGUCAGCACCUGUAAAGGAACCUGAGACACCAGCAAUUAUCACGCCGGAGAAACCAGAUAUUGAAGAACCCCCGACGGAUAACGAAGUUGACAACCAUAAUGUAUGCGACAAUGAAGAGGACUAUAUUCCGGACAAAAAGAAGUGUGACAAGUACUGGCGGUGUGUCAACGGAGAGGGGGUGCAGUUUACAUGCCAGCCGGGCACUAUGUUCAAUGUCAAACUGAACGUGUGUGACUGGCCAGAUAGUGCCAACCGAAACGACUGCCAGGCGUGAAAUAAAACUACGUGUGUAAGACCGAUU